AUGGCUUAUGGAUCCCUUGGUAGCGCCGUUGUGGUGAGAGUGCAGGAUGUGCGGAAUGUUCCAUGCUUGGAUGUGGAGAAAUGUGCUGAAGGUGGUCCUGUCAAAGGAAAGUAUGCCUUGGUCUUGAGCCAUUGGGGACGGCCCAGUGAAGGCAUGCUAGGCUCCAUCAAGUCCAUGCGAGCAGCUGCAGACAAGAUGGGGCAAACUGAUUUGGUGAUGGUGAUGCUCAAAUCAGAUGCCAAACACAUGACAGCCAAGAUUGAGAAGCUCUUUCAAAAGUGGGAGCUCAAAUUGCACACUGUUGAUUGGGACGUGCCACCAAAUAUGAAGCAUUAUCCAAAGACCGAUUGGUGUGGACACCAAGAUCUGAUUCGCUUAAAUGUCCUUGGCCUCGAGGGCUAUGAUGCGGUGGCUUACUUUGAUGGUGAUUGCGAGUUUCAGGGCGACAUCACUCCAAUGAUGCGGUGCGCAGCUUCAGGGACGUUCUUAAGUACUUCCGGAGGUAUGGGAGAAGCAUUGAACGUGGGCUUUUUUGCUGUGAAGCCAGACCGGCGUUUGGUGGAGGCUGCAGUUUUCUUUGCUCAGCAAAAUGCAUUCGACCACAACACUGGCUGGGGGGGCGCUGGCUGGGCGCCGAAUGGUGGCUAUUAUGUGGGUGGCGAGUGCGGACAGGGCUUCUUCUACACCUUGUUCUACAGGAAAAGCCCAGGUAGCCAAAGCGCGCUGGAACAUGUUGGCUUAUGGGACACCUUCAAGUCAGCUCAAUUGGACCGUUGCAUUUGGAACUAUCAGACUGACAGCUCCUGUCGAAAAGAUUUAGACUGCCGGCAUGUCCGAGUCCAUCACAAGCCCACAAGAGAACGGGGCUCAGAGAAGGAGUGUGACAAGCUGCAAUUUAGGCACCGGCGUGAUAGCCUACUUCACAGGCAGACCAUCUCCAGACCUCCGCUGACUGCUGAGCAGCUACGCUGGGCCCAGGAAGGGCGCUUAUUGAAGCAUUCUGCUGGGUUGUGUUUGCGACCCUCAGAAGAGGAGGGCGAUGGGACCCUGAUGCUACUAAGCUGUUCCUUCCCACCAGUGGAGCAAAACAUUCGCUUGGUGGGUGAAGUCGGCAAAGCCAACAGCUUUCUGUUGAAGCAGGGUGGUCAGUGCACCCAUGUUGAGGGCGAUGAGGACCCAGAGAUGAUCCCGAAGGAGCCGAAACUGGCCUUUCCGGUGGAUUGCGCUGCUACAACCAACCAGCCGCGCUUCAAGAAGAUCCCUUCCACUGCUGUGAAGGGCGGAUUUCUCAUACAGCACGAAUCAGGGCGCUGCAUUCAUCCAUAUGAAGGUGCAGUGGAUCCCAGACAGAACACAGAUGUGAUCCUUCACUCUGAUUGCAACACAGAUCGGAAGGCGCUCACGUGGAUUGAGGAGUGA
Molecule: messenger RNA, 1419 nt
Organism: Durusdinium trenchii
Lineage: Eukaryota; Dinophyceae; Suessiales; Symbiodiniaceae
Source: the annotation of a GenBank genome assembly